AUGAAAAAGUAUGCUGUGUGGAAUUCGGAAGCACUUGCCUGGAACUAUUUUGAAUCUAGUGGAGUCGAAAACUCGAUCACAAGUAGACACGAUAAAGAAAAUAAAAAAAAACAGCAUAUGUCAAAAAGAAUAAAUGAACACGCUGAUAAUUAUACAAAAAGGGCAUUGGAAUGCUCAGAAGAGCAGCAAAUAUUAGAAUCGGAUGAUUUAUGGCACACCGACGAGAUUUCAGAUAAAUCGGAUUAUUCUUCAAGAAAAGUUGCCUUUCAGCCACCAACUGAUUAUGUUCCUACAGAAGAUAGCCGCUACUAUUUUAAUCCAAAGAACAAUGUGUGGUUUGAUAUUGAAACUGGUGUAUAUUCUAUUUAUGAUUCGGUAGCGAAAAUUUAUAUUCCCGUAGAUCCGGAAGCAUCGUCAUUUUAUAAUUCGUUAUCGCCAGCACCUACUAAUAACGAAGAAGCUAUGAUUGAUGAACUGGGGGAACCGGGAAGUGAUGCAACACUUAGAUUAGUUGUAUUACAAUCAGAUGUAUUGAAAGUCGGAAAUCUCAUAAUCGUUGAUGGAAAUGGAAUUUCGAUAGGACGUGAUAGAUGGGACGAUAGACGUUUGAGAUUGCCCGAAUUACGUACGUCAAAACAUCAUUGUCAAAUAUUUUGUUCAUCCGCUGCCGCAAUAUCAUCUUCCACAAUAAGUACUCCUAAUCUCGAACAUUCAGUCGCCGCUAACGAUGAUAAAAGUGAAGCGGACUCUUCGAAUACCAUUAAUUUUAAGGAUGCAUUCUAUAUAAUUGAUAGUGGAUCUCAGAAUGGAACUUUUGUCAAUUCAAAUCGAUUAUCCGAGAGUAAAAUGAGUUCAAAACCUCAAAUAUUAUCACAUAUGGAUGAAAUCAUAGUGGGAAGUACUACUUUUCAAGUCCAUUUGCAUAAACAGUGGACAUGUGAAGCAUGCACAGUUACCGAAGGAAAAGUGAUUGAAAUAUCGAAAAAUGAUAACAAUAACAUUGCAAAGCUUUUAGAAUUGCAACGUCGACAAGAAUUAACACGACUAAAACGUAAAUAUAUUGGAAGUUAUAAGGACAAUGAGGAUGAUAACUCCGGUACUGACAAUAAUGCGAAAUAUAUUGAUCGUGCGGCAUUACGACGAGAGAUUCGACCCGAUAACACCCCAGUAAAGAAACUGAAUUCACUUGAUGAAGAUCUUGAUUCCUUUCCCACGCAGUCUUCUCAAAAUAAAAGACUGGGCUCAGAAAAUAAGGGUAAUAUGUUAUUACAAAAAAUGGGUUGGAAGGAAGGCCAAGGAUUAGGCCGAGCUGGCGGAGGAAUAGUUAAUCCAAUAGAUGUGUUGACUAAUGAUGGGCGUCGCGGACUUGGUUCAGGUGGAAUAAAAAAGGCCAUCUCUGGAAAUAAUGUAAAUAAUUCCCAUGAUGGCAAAGAAACAUUGCAGGAAGCAACUCGAAGAAUUGCGCGAGAGCGAUUCAUGGAUAUGUUUGAGUGA
This is a messenger RNA of Ambispora gerdemannii, 1494 nucleotides long. The record is from the annotation of a GenBank genome assembly. NCBI's taxonomy places the organism in Eukaryota, Fungi, Glomeromycota, Glomeromycetes, Archaeosporales, Ambisporaceae.